This is a messenger RNA of Spizellomyces punctatus DAOM BR117, 2308 nucleotides long. RefSeq lists its product as uncharacterized. Bases 30 to 2186 code for a protein of 718 amino acids. Gene Ontology annotation, biological process: intraciliary transport. Gene Ontology annotation, cellular component: axoneme. Lineage: Eukaryota; Fungi; Chytridiomycota; Chytridiomycetes; Spizellomycetales; Spizellomycetaceae. The transcript is spliced from 9 exons. The record is from RefSeq and is a predicted model, not a curated record.
AUUGCUUUUACUACAGUCUGCCGGUUACAAUGGCCGACGAAUACGAUGCAGACUUUGAGGAGCCUCCUUUUGACAAGAGGGUAGAGCAUCUGCAGGAUGACUCCUUGUCGGACUUUCCGGUCCACGAAGCGUACCGAAGAAAGAGCCAACAGCAACCACCAGGCAAUAUUGUCUUCUCACGAGCACCCAAAGGCUCCCAUGGUCCCACAGAAAGGUCCCCGGCCGCCAAACAGGGACGGCAAGUAGGCUCUGCCGGAAAAAAAAUGCCACCUUUUAAAAAAUCUAAUAGCAGUAUUGUACGAGGUUCCACAGUAGCUCGGAAACACAGCAAGUCAACAUCCAUAUUUCCGCCAUACUCAAGUCGUCCCCGACCUGCCGGAAUUAAUCCUGCGUCUUUAGCGGCAGCCGCAAACUUUGAUGAAAUUGCACGGUUAGUGGGGAUCAUAGAUGAACAAAAGGUCCAGAUCGCGAAACUCUAUGAAGAACGCCGAACGAUGAAGAUCGUGAACCACCGCCAAGAUAAAGCUAUUCAGCAGAUGGGAAAAGAGCAGGGUGAUUUACCAGCGCUUGUCAGGUCAUUAAACGAUGAGUUGCGCGUGCUGAAGACAGAGCGACUGCGUGACAAAGAGCGCCUGGGACACAUCGAACGCAACGCGCAGGCACAGGUUGCAGAAAACGUUCGCUUACAGACGCUUGUGCACACAAUGCAAGCUACGAUCAAGAAUAGGAAAUUGGAAAACAGUGAUAAACUGAAGGACGAGAUUGAAAGGCUGAGAAAAGAUGUAGUAAACCGCGACCAUACUAUUGCGGAGCUCGAAAAGACUUUGAAGCACACACAAGGUGCAAAAAGCGGUGAUCUGCGAGAGGCAAACAAGAAAAUCCUUUUGUUGCAGACGGAAUUGGAGGAACUCCGUGAAAAGUAUCAGACGAAUGUGCAUAAAUUGCAGGAUCGUGAGCGUGAGAAUGCUGCAUUGUCGAUCUACGCGCAAGCGGGUGCCCGACAAAGGCGGAAGCCGAGUCAUAGUGAUAACUAUGAGACGAAAGCUCAGCACGAGUGGACCGAAGAAAAAAGUCAUCCCAAAACCCUCCAGCGCCCAGCAGCUGUGCAUAAAACUGUUCCUACUGUCCGGCAGAGCCUUGAUGGCCGAAUUGGAAAGAAACACAAAGCUAGAGCUGACACGCGGUCCCUCUCUCCCAGUCACCUAAAAACGACAGCGAGGACAAAUAAUGCUCGAGUAGUGGAUAAACCUCAGCAGGAAUCUCAUGCUUCAGUUCCGGAAAAACAAAAGGACCUGGAUCUCAGUACUGGCGGGAAUUACGAGGAGGAGAUCAGCGGAAUAGUAGAAGAAUCUGCACAAAGCGGGGAAGAAAAGUCGGAAGGCAUUCUUGAUAUGGCAUUUCAGUCUGCGAAACCCGUCAACAAACAUCUGACCUUGGGGAAGAAAUCAACACUUCCGGCAAGUCCAGAUGUGGAUGCACCACCUUCAGUUGCCAAUCAAGACACCUACCAGGAAGGAAAUCUCCCUAGCGCAUUGUCAAAACCGAGCUUGCAGGCCAAGUCUCAUAUCGCACAGUCCAGUAUUCACAAACCUAAUCUUUUUGCGCCUGUACCAACCUCAAAACCCACUGCCUCGAUGGAGCCUCAACAAGACCCAUUAUCAAUGAACGCAAAGAAAUCUUAUGAAGCAACAUUGAAACCGCCACAACACACUAGUCACGAAGUUAUGCAAGAUGGCACUCCGUCUGCAACCAAUAUUCCCGCGGCCAAGCAGGACCUCCCGAGUUCCGGCUCAGUGAGGAGUUCAAAUACGUUCCUGACCACACUGCCAGAUCUUGCUGAUAAACAGCACCCAGAGAUGGAGUUGGCGAAACCGUCCAGUCAUGUACAACCUUCCGACGUCACGACCUCAAAGAUCUCACACACUACAACACCUGCGAAAUCACACAAAUUGGACUUUUUGACGAAACCCUCGUCGCAAAAUAAUAUUUCAGGGAAUUUUUCCACUACGUCGUCAACCGAAAAGUUAAACGGCGGGUACUUGCCAAACUUUGCAGAAUCUAGAAGCGGACGUGGGCGUGGAAGUCAGCGAGAUGUUUCAUUAGCAGAAAAUGCUGGUUCACAUUUAGCUAGUUCAUCAUCACUUGGAGGGGAGAAGCCCAACGCAACUCCCCUUUGGUUGAGAUGAUGAGAAAAAAAGUUACUUGUAUAUACGCUGGAACUAAAUCGGGAUGCCAUCUGGUAACCUUUUCUGUAUCCAUUACUUGUGUCUUUGGCAGGAAUACAUAAUUGAACUGUACAGCGACUUGC